Molecule: messenger RNA, 4353 nt
Organism: Aedes aegypti (yellow fever mosquito)
Lineage: Eukaryota; Metazoa; Arthropoda; Insecta; Diptera; Culicidae
Exons: 5
Coding region: 593-3250 (885 amino acids)
Biological process (GO): signal transduction
Cellular component (GO): nucleus; plasma membrane
Molecular function (GO): protein binding
Source: RefSeq, a predicted model, not a curated record
CGAACCGUCUGACUGAGCGGACACACACGUGAGAGCAACGUUCCCCGGAGUCACGAGAGGAUUUUAGUUUCGCUCUAGGUGCUGGUGCCUAGUCCAAAUUGACCGUUUUCGCUGACCAUUUUUUUGGACCUAAGGUGAUUCGAAAUUUCGCAGCCCAGAACAAUAGUGGAAGUGACGAAAAAGCACACAAUUUGGAUUAUCAAAAUUGCUCCGGUGUUUUUGCGUGUGACACUAGUGGAAUGAAAAAGUUGCAAUACUUGGAAGCAGAACAGUGCGCUGUGAAGAACUGUGCAAAGUAAGGAAAGUUAGGCAAUAAGUAUGAAUCGAUUGUGCAAAGUUGCGAAAAUCGAAACAAGGAUUAAGUGAUCGAAUCUCGAGAGGUGGUGCACAAUUUGCCUCCCGAAAACGGAUGAAAAGUGCUCAACAACAAUCACCGAUCGCAAAAAAAAAACUCGAAGAAAAUUGCUCAGUAGAGCCUGAAGAGGAUCGCGCACAUGUGCGAAGAGACUUGCGGGAGCAGAAUAUUGGAGUUGUGUUGUGAGCAGUCAGCGAGAAACUCCCGGACCCGGAAAGACCAAAUCCCAUCAUCAAGAUGUUGAAGUGGACCGUAACCAAACGCCAGGAAGGUGGUGGUGCAGCAGCCGCAGUUCAAAGGCACCAGCAACGACAGAAUGGUCCCUCUACUCAGCACGCUAGAAGAUCGUUAGGAGCCCUCAGUGAACGCAACAUUUACAGUGAUAAUAUAACUGCGGCCAGCAAGGUGAAAGCCCGGAGAUCCCUAGGGGCCACCAUGCAUCGUCACGCACACAUCGACAAAGAGAACCAAUGCGUAACCUCAACGCCACAUCACGUCGCAGCCGGAAGUCGAACGUCCGCCUCGCCUUAUUCCAUGGCUCUCCGAGACGUCAGCAAUAUCACCCCAAACUCAACUCCUCGACGUCUGUCCACAACUCCCCAAAAUCGCAAACGAGCACUCGCAGUGUCUCCUACCAGUGCCGUCACCUCGACUGCCAAAAAAGACGCCAACCUACCGUACGCGUCUACGUUACCAACGUUCGACAUCGAAUACUCACCAUGUGCAGUGAAGAACGUCCCAUUCCUUGCCCUACGAGGCCUUGGCCUCACAGAUUCUUAUUUCGAAAAUCCCGGCCGUUACUUCCCAGAUGAGCAGCCUCCCGCAGCGAAACGCUCCAAACCCUUCGUUGCUCCUGCACCUCCACCGGAAAAACCGGACACGGGUCUCACUCCACUCUCGUCCCGCUUGUCCGAGCUUCGGUUCAGCAAAAUUAGCUUCAAGCGCAACGCCGAACCCAAAACCAUAAACAACAACCAGAUCUUCAAAGACGACGACGAGCCGUCCCUCAACUCCUCCGAAAUGGGUGACAUCACUCUGGACAAAAUGAUCGACGCCAUCCUCGAGAGCGCCAAAAAAGACCACCCGAAGCGCAGCUCCAGCCUCAAAUCCAAACAACCCAAAAUCCCCUCUCCAACCUACACCGCAGCCGACGAUCCCGCAUCGGACCUCUACAAAGACACCCUCAUCGAGCAUCUACCACCGAAGCUGAUCGCUCAAGUUGAAACAACCAUCAUCCUCGAAGAAUCAACCAACGUCAACGAGCGGGAAGUGAAAACACCCGAACCCACCAAAACCUCCAAAUCCCUUCGACAGUCCCUCACCAGAUUUGUCCUGGCGAGCCCUCUGGACGCCUGCCAUCUCCGGCGACAAAAAGCUGUCCGGCGGAAAAACAAACCCGACCAAGUCGAAAAAGAACCCGCAGAAAAGAAACCCUGCCGCAUCGGCCUUACCCUCCCAAACGGAAUCCCCAGUCCGGAAACCCCGAAAACCGUCAGCUUCAAUCAGUCCAGAAUAGACCAGCUGGCACAAAUGAAAACGCCAACCGACGCUGUAAUCGUUGUCGACUCGGACCUUCCCGCCUCCAAAUCCGCCCUCAAGGCCUUGAGCACAAUCGACGAGAUGACGCCGAGCAUCCGCUCGAUCGAUCUCCAGGGCACCUCAACGCCCACCGGCUCCACGGACUCCAUCGAGAAGACCCGCAAGUGCUUGGCCUUCUCGCCGACUCUCAGCGAGGACUCGCUGGAGAAACGUCGCUCCGUUGCUUCCUCAACCACCUCGCGCUGUUCGCGAUCGGCCAGCGUCGUCAAGGGAUCGCUGGAUCUGCACCUACGUCUGGACGAGGACGCCAGCCCCAGCAAGUUACACGUUCACGUCAUUCGCUGUAGGGAUCUUCAACGGGGUGCCAGCACCGGUGGAAGCACGAUAAACGCCUACGUCAAGGUGGCGGUCGUCAAUGCAUCGAGUGCAGGAGGUGGAGCUGAUCAGGGUUUCCAGCGGACGGCAGUGCACCGGAACUCGAGCAAGCCGAUCUUCGAUCAUCGGUUUGUGUUCGAACUGGAUCCCGGCGUGGAUGAGGACGACGGGCGGCGAGUCCAGCUAGCUGUGUGGCAUCGGGACCGAGAGUGCAAGCGUAGCGAGUUUCUUGGGUGUAUGUCGUUUCCACUGAAAAAAAUUAAGAACGAGGAAAUCAAUGGCUCCUACAAAAUGCAACCCCAGUCAAGCUUGACAAACCCCACACCACCAGUACCGGAUUUGUGUGAAAAUUCACAAACCAGCGUCGAGGAAAGCGUUGGCGUUGAUGAAGCACCCAUUUACGUCAACGUUCCCGGCAACGGUCAGCUGGAAUCGAUAAGCCUGAGCAAGAAGGCACUCCAUCAACGAGACGCCGAUGAAAACCUGUUCCUACGAUUCCUGGAGCUGGACGAAACUGCAGAGGCCACCAACCUCGGAAGAACUCCCUUCACCAUAACCAAAAAGUUAACCCGGACGGCCGACAAGGGCUUCGGAUUUUCGGUUGUGUGGACGCAUCCUCCACGGAUCGAGAAGGUGGAACCGGGGUUGUCAGCCGAAAAGGUCGGCAUUCUGCCGGGAGACUAUAUAGUAUUUGUCGACAAGCACAAUGUCGUUACGAUGCCUGAGCUAGAUGUGCUGAACCUAAUCAGAACACAAGGCAAUACCCUACAGCUAGAGGUCUUCCGACGCCCGCUGAGACCCAUUUCGUUGAGUCACGAUCCAUUCAAUACUCGUCAAGAAGAUCCCUUGCCGAAACUGUCCGCAACUCCACCUCGUUUGACCGCAACAUGCUCCAACGUAUCCCUCGAAUCGGCCAAACGGAAACUCAACCUUCCCCAGGUGGCCUUCACCAAAGAAGUCGGCAAAGGCGUCCUCGUCUGAUGAUCGCUCAUCCAAACGCAUCGAUACCAAACGGAAAACUAGCUCUCAAGCACACCCUAGUGAACAUUCUGUCAAACAGAAACCAAAACCAAAAUAUUUCACACCCUAAUGUACAUAUAUAUCUAGGCCUCAGAACAAACUAUGCCCCAGUAUACCCACAUUGAGAAAACGACGGAACGUUUUCGGAAUCAACCCCCUCAAUUCUGUAGAUACCUAACCUCUUUGUCCAAAAAAAGAGACAAACCCCCUAUCGGAAAGUUACGCUUCUCUUACUUUUAGUGAUCCAUUUUGAAACUUCACCGAAAAUUUACUCUGAAGUUCGCAUCUAUCCUUUACCAAUUGUCGAAAUGUGUCAACUCUCCAAAACAUCCCAAUCACUAGUCUCCCGCGAGAAUCAACCACGGUUCGGAAAAUUGCAAUAAAUUUAUCUGUUUAGGAAAAAAAAGUGGUGGAAAUUAGUUUAAUUUGUACAUAAAUUCGGAAUAAUCGACCAAAUCAAUCAAAAUUACUUUAAGUUAUGUCCAAUUGUUUUUUUGUUUUGUAGUUCGAUCUAAAUUUAUUCGGUUGGCGAUUGUGAGGAGACUAGUGGGAAUUCACCUUGAACCACGAUCUUUCGGAGAUUGUACAUAUGUAUGCGUAAAUGUCGAAUUAUUAUUACGUUUGAAAUAGUUUUAGCUAAUAGUUAAUCGUGAAGGGCGUUGUUUUCACAAUUCAGUUCAAUGUACAUAAACUAAUUAAUCGAAUGUUCAAGUGAAAACAAGGCCAACACACGCUUUUCGUUUUGUUUACUUUUUAGUUUUACCUGAAUUAGUUUUCGAUAUAUAAAUUUUUAGUUGAACAAAUUCUGUUAACUUAUCUUUUGUUUGCUAUCGUAAGUUACGCUACUUCGCGUCCGAUUGAACCUUUUAACCGAUUUAUUUCAUUACGCCCUUGUUUCCGCGUUAUCGAUUCCACUGUAGUAAUUUAUUGUAAUGUGUUCCCAAACUAACAUCCGAUUAUGUUGUCUCAGAAAGCAAAUAUUUAUUUUGUGCUCGAUAUUAUAUUUUGUGGGACUGUUUAUUAAGUGUAAAUAAAAGCUGACAACAGCAUUGUUUAAUAAAUAA